CGACAUAGCACAACAAUAACACGGACGUCUGGGUGAAAAAUUUAGAACUUCUCUCACGCUUUUACUUUUUUUUAUAGGCUAAAAAGAUGAUAUUUUUUGACGUUAUUGUGUUUGCUUGUUGUUGCUGUUACUCAUACGGAGUGACAGGCGGAAACCAGCCAAUUCAGACAUUUGUAAUUCCUCACAGUCACAUGGAUGUUGGCUGGGUGUACACUAUUCAGGAGAGCAUGCAUGCCUAUGCUGCUAAUGUGUACACCAGUGUGACUGAGGAGCUGUCAAAGGUUAAAGACCGCAGGUUCAUCGCUGUAGAGCAGGAGUUUUUCCGACUAUGGUGGGACACUGUUGCCACAGACACCCAUAAGAAACAAGUACGACAGCUCGUAAAAGAAGGAAGACUGGAGUUCAUUAUUGGGGGCCAAGUGAUGCAUGACGAGGCUGUAACUGAUCUAUAUGAUGAGAUAUUGCAAAUGACAGAGGGCCAUGGCUUCCUCUAUGAGACGUUUGGGGUGCGUCCUCAGUUCUCCUGGCAUGUGGAUCCUUUUGGAGCCUCUGCCACCACACCGGUCCUGUUUGCCCUGGCAGGUUUCAAUGCCCACCUCAUCUCCCGCAUUGACUUUGACCUUAAAGACACCAUGCAGAAAAACAAGAAACUACAGUUUGUUUGGCGAGGUUCUCCCUCCUUGAAAUCCCUUCAAGAGAUCUUCACUCACACUAUGGACCAGUUUAGCUAUUGCACUCCCUCCCACCUGCCAUUUUCCAAUAGCUCUGGUUUCUAUUGGAAUGGAGUUGCCUUGUUCCCAGACCCACCUAAAGAUGGAGUCUACCCAAACAUGAGCCUGCCUGUCACCAAGGAGACAGUACAUGCCUAUGCCCGCACCAUGGUGGAGAACAUCAAGCAGAGAGCUGCAUGGUUUAGAACCAACCAUGUGCUCUGGCCAUGGGGCUGUGACAAACAGUUUUACAACUCAUCAGUGCAGUUCAACAAUAUGGAUCCAUUAAUGAAGUACAUUAACCAGAACAGUAAAGAGUUGGGGGUGACAGUCCAGUAUGCUACUUUAAGUGAAUACUUCCAAGCCAUCUACCAAUCAAAUCUUACAUGGGAAGUCCGCGAGAGUGAUGAUUUUCUGCCAUAUUCCACUGAGCCCUACCAGGCAUGGACCGGGUUUUAUGCCUCCCGAAAUGUUUUGAAAGGGGUAGCACGACAGGCCAGUUCCCAGCUGCACUCUGCAGAGACUCUUUUCACCCAGUACCGAAUCAGCUUCCCUGAUGGGCCUGUAGCUAAAGACUGGGCCAUGGACAAACUGAGGGCACUUCGCUGGGCUGUCUCUGAGGUGCAACACCAUGAUGGCAUCACUGGCACUGAAUCUCCUAAGGUGGCAGACAUGUACUUGCAGCAUCUCCUGCAGGCCAUGAUGGGAGUGGAGGAGCUUCUGGCUGCACUCUUUCUGCUGCCUCACAACCUUGACAGACCUAGCAUCCCGAGCAGCCACUACCACAGACAAGGUGUUCAACAGGCUCUGGAGCAACAUGUUGUUGUUUACAACCCUUUAGCAUGGAACAUCACCACUAUCAUCAGCUUAACAGUAACACUGCCAAAUGCAGCUGUUUUUGAUGAGGAGGGACAGCCACUGCCUGCACAGAUCCAGAGGUCAGCACAGUCCGAUGUGACCUAUGACCUUUUCUUUGUGGUGGAACUUGGGGGUCUUCAGCACAGGAAGUACUUAAUUAAGUUCUCUGAGAAGCCUUGUUCUGGGAGCUCUGAGUGUAGCUGGACUUAUGAACCUGAAGAGAUUUUGUUUGAAAGACGCAAUGUCCAAGCCGGGACAAAAACAGGGAGGGGGCUUCUGCCUGUUCUGAAUGACUGUUACGAGCUCAUGUUUGACCAGGACACAAAUCUACUGCACAGCAUUACUGAUCUCCAGGGAGAAAGGAAAGUAAUGAUGACUCAGGAUUUCUGGGAGUACCAUGCAAAUGGGGAUGUAAAAGCGGGGCCCAUCUCUGAUAACUACAUCUUCAGUGCCAAUAGCUCAGCUGUGCGGGCCUACAAGGCCGUGCAAAUGGAGAUUAUUCCUGGGAAGAUUGUGUCUGAGAUCAGGCAAUUCUUCUAUAGAGAGGAAGGUGAUAAAGACUACACUUACUCAAUCAUCACCCGUGUCCCAGAAUACCCUGGGACCAAAGUGCGGUGUCACAGACUGGAGCAAACCUACUCGCUGGGCCCCCUCCAUCUCAACACAGAGGUCAUUCUCAGGACCAGCUCCUCCUUGAAGAACAACAGGACCCUGUACACAGAUGACAAUGGCUACCAGAUGAUGAAGAGGCCAUACAGGAAGUUCACUAACAACACUUUAGCAAGAAACUACUUCCCCAUGGUUCGGACAGCCUACAUUGAGGAUGACAUCAGCAGACUGGUCCUUGUCAGCGACAGAGCUCACGGUGUGUCCAGCCCAGCUGAGGGACAACUAGAGGUCAUGCUCCAUCGACGUCUUUGGAACAACUUACCCUGGAACCUCGGCUACAACCUCACCCUCAAUGACAGCUCAGUAGUCAGGCCUACCCUGUGGAUGAUGUUGGGUUCCAUCAGUGCCACCUCCAUGCUUUACCAGCGUGAGGCAAUAGAGCUGCAACACAGGCCCGUCAUCAUGCCUAUAGACCAGCACCAGGGGCCCUGGCAGGAAAAGGAGCGUAGAAGCAAUUCUCCUGUGCGUGCAGUCGUCCUCCCGUCCAACCUCCACCUGCUCAGCCUCAGUAUCCCUGGCUGGAACUACAGCGCUAAUCAUGAUGUUCACCUCAGCCAGAUACACUCAGGUGUGGACCUGCACUCAGAGCCGGACUAUGAUCGGGUCCUCCUGAGACUCAUGCAUCUCUUUGAGGAGGGAGAAGACCCUGAGCUUUCGAAGCCAGUCACCAUAAACAUGAAGGAUGUUCUGCAGGGCAUAGGAGAAGUAAAAGUGAUGCAGGAGCGUUCUCUCACAGGAACCUGGGAUAUCACCAGUCUGCAGAGGUGGAAAUGGAAGACAGCAGACAACGCAGAAACAAAGAACAAAAGAUGGUGGACAAGUAGAGAUGAAGCUUUCACUGUAACCAUCUCACCCAAAGAGAUCAGGACCUUCUUCGUUCACUUCAGCUACAGGAACCAUUAGGCUGAGCUGCCUUGUCUUCUGUGAAGAUAGUUAAUCUUUAAUUUGUUCAAACGCCUAACUUCAUGCACACAUGUCAACAUGCCCAGCAAUAAAGUUUGUAACAAAUUAUGGAU
Monopterus albus (swamp eel) is the source of this 3253-nucleotide messenger RNA. It is a transcript of the gene man2b2, whose product is annotated as mannosidase, alpha, class 2B, member 2. Lineage: Eukaryota; Metazoa; Chordata; Actinopteri; Synbranchiformes; Synbranchidae. Gene Ontology annotation, cellular component: lysosome. Bases 87 to 3140 code for a protein of 1017 amino acids. Gene Ontology annotation, molecular function: alpha-mannosidase activity; carbohydrate binding. The transcript is spliced from 19 exons. Gene Ontology annotation, biological process: mannose metabolic process. The record is from RefSeq and is a predicted model, not a curated record.